Messenger RNA from Notolabrus celidotus (New Zealand spotty), 3097 nucleotides. RefSeq names its product CDP-diacylglycerol synthase (phosphatidate cytidylyltransferase) 2 (gene cds2). Gene Ontology annotation, cellular component: endoplasmic reticulum membrane. The transcript has 13 exons. NCBI's taxonomy places the organism in Eukaryota, Metazoa, Chordata, Actinopteri, Labriformes, Labridae. Gene Ontology annotation, molecular function: phosphatidate cytidylyltransferase activity. The record is from RefSeq and is a predicted model, not a curated record. The coding region runs from base 179 to 1540 and encodes 453 amino acids.
UAUUCCUCACACCAGCUGACUUGACAUCGACUGGACUGGGUUCUUCGAGGGAAAAGUGUUGCUGUGAUAUCGAAAAUAUAGCUAGAAGCUCAGCAGGACCUCUGUCAGUCCACAAACCGAGUUAUCAUCUCGGAACCACAGGACCCUCGCUGUCAUCGCACGGUCACGACCCGCAGAGAUGGCGGAGCUGAGACACCGAGGAGGCAAAGACACGGAGCCGUCGCUACAGCAGCAGGCGUCAGAGGACAAGGGCUCUGACAGCGAACUGAAGGUGGAAAAAGAUGGCAUGUCCGACAGUGAAUCCAAAGUGGACUCAGGGGUCCCCGAGGUACCAGUCCCUGCUGAUGACACACCCGAGGUUCUAAAUAAGGCGCUGUCUGGACUCUCCUCAAGAUGGAAGAACUGGUGGGUACGAGGCAUCCUGACACUCGCCAUGAUCUCCUUCUUCUUCUUUAUCAUCUACCUGGGCCCCAUGGUGCUUAUGAUGAUUGUCCUCUGUGUUCAGAUUAAGUGCUUCCAAGAAAUCAUCACCAUCGGCUACAGUGUGUACCACUCCUACCACCUGCCCUGGUUCAGGACGCUGAGCUGGUAUUUCCUGCUCUGUGUGAACUACUUCUUCUACGGUGAGACGGUCACAGACUACUUCUUCACGCUGGUGCAGAGGGAGGAGCCACUACGCAUCCUCAGCAAAUACCACCGCUUUAUCUCCUUUGCCCUCUACCUCACAGGCUUCUGCAUGUUCGUGCUGAGUUUGGUGAAGAAGCAUUACCGUCUUCAGUUCUAUAUGUUUGGUUGGACUCAUGUGACUCUGCUGAUCGUUGUGACUCAGUCUCACCUCAUCAUCCACAACCUCUUUGAAGGGAUGAUCUGGUUCAUCGUGCCAAUCUCCUGUGUGAUCUGUAAUGACAUUAUGGCCUACAUGUUUGGAUUCUUCUUCGGCCGCACCCCUCUCAUCAAGUUGUCACCUAAGAAGACAUGGGAGGGAUUCAUUGGUGGGCUCUUCGCCACUAUUGUGUUUGGAAUCAUGCUCUCGUAUGUGAUGGCCGGCUGGCGCUACUUUGUGUGCCCGGUGGAAUUCAACAACGACUCCAACAGCUUCCAGGUGGACUGUGAGCCGUCUGAGCUUUUCCAGCUGCAGGACUACGCUCUGCCCAGUGUCCUGGAGUCUUUCACUGGAUGGACCACAGUGCGUCUCUAUCCAUUCCAGAUCCACAGCAUUGCUCUCUCUUCCUUUGCCUCCAUCGUGGGACCUUUCGGUGGCUUCUUUGCCAGCGGCUUCAAGAGAGCCUUUAAGAUCAAGGAUUUCGCCAACACGAUCCCGGGUCAUGGUGGAAUAAUGGACAGAUUCGACUGCCAGUACCUCAUGGCCACGUUUGUGAAUGUCUACAUUGCUAGCUUCAUCAGGGGCCCAAACCCCAGCAAGGUGAUCCAGCAGCUCCUGGCCCUCCGAGUGGAUCAGCAGCUCCACAUCUUUAACUCCCUGAAGACUCACCUGACAGAGAAGGGCCUCCUGCCAGCUCUGGAGGAGGCCGCCGCGUAGAGCCACCCACACCGGCUCGCACUGAGAGGGAGGCCUGAGAGAAGGGCAGAGGGCAGCACCCCGGGGGGGCCCAGUGCUGCCUCUGAGCUUUUGGAGACUCACGAUGCUUCGAGUGAGCUAGAACACAUCCGAGAAAAACAAAAAGAGCAACAAAAAACUUCAGUUUUGGGUCAUUCCAGUUCAUUUGGGUAUGAGAGUGGAGUGUUUUUGUCCUUACUGUCUGUGAAUCAUGUUUCUGACACCAGUGUUUUCAGGUUGAGUUAGUGAAUUACUGUACUGUCACGCAUUAUAGCCAACUUCUAUCUAUUCACAAUGUUGAACAGUUGGUCAGCUGUACAUUUCUACUUGUAUACAGGAGAAGCUCUAUAUACUGAUAAAUGUGUGUGGAUAUUUUAUUGUACUUUUGUUUGUAUACACUGCUCAGCCCUGUUCUCACUGUAUCGUUACCCGAGGUGCUCCCCCUCGCCAAGUCUGGGUUUUAAUUUCCUUUGUUGUGAUUGUUUCUAUUUAUACAUAGAUGGUUUUUAUAUUUGGUAUGUUCUAUUAUAUAUUAAUUUUGUGUCUGUUUUAUCAGACUGAAUUCACAUUGACCAUCACUCACAUGCAUUUAAGUGUCUUUUUGUUGUGUUUUUUUUUUCACUGUCAUUCAUCAUUUCAAAGCCUCUGUUCUGCCAAGUCUCAAACAUCAUAUAAUUUACUAAGCAGUAGCGUCCUGAGAUGACCAGCUGAGUUACUCUGUGUUUGAGGGAUCACUGAAUCUCAUAAAUCAAGUCUCUAGUCUGAGGGUUUGUUGUUUUUUGUUGGUUGUAAGGAGAGGUAACAAAUGCUUUUAUUAAUCAAAAUACCUCCAGGGGUCACUGCCAUAUACAUGGCAACUAUUUCAGGCUAAUAGUCACAAUCUCUUCUUACUUGUUCACUGAUUAAUGAAAAAUCAGAAAUGUGGAUCAAAAUCUUGUUUUGUAUUUUGGUUGAGCUGAUCUGUUCUGUAUUAAUACAUUCAUCUAUAACACUGAGCUGUUAUAGUUUUAAACACACGUCCAGUAAAGUGGACGGAGUUAUUGCUUCUGUUUAUGCCAUUACAGGGACCGUGGCAGCACUAGACAUGAACACUGGUUUCCACACUGCCAUUUUCUGCCUCUGUGUGGUGUACUGCUCAGAGCACAAACACAACACAUGACUGACUGGUCAGAUUGAACUAUAUUACAACAGGUGUGCUAUGUGUUAUUUCUUACAUUGGACCAAGAGUUGGAGUUUGUUGAUGUUGGUCAGUGUUUAAGAAGGUAAAUUGGCAAAUGUCUAUUUCAUUGAACAGUAAAAUACUAAAGCUGAAGAUUCUGUAGUGUGUAGUUUUGUUUGAUGGGACAGCUGAAGAGAGGAAGUGUGAGGAGAGAUGGUAACAGGAGCGGGAGUCAAAUGCAAGUGUCCCAAUUUUUUUGUCAGAUGGGCACACUACUGAUUUUUACACGAGAUCCACAAGAGGUACUACUUGGCGUUACACGUUCUUGUCUUCUGUGGAGGUUUUGUAUAAGAAAAUAAUUAUUAAACCUAUUGAUGUCA